Molecule: messenger RNA, 4308 nt
Organism: Lagopus leucura (white-tailed ptarmigan)
Lineage: Eukaryota; Metazoa; Chordata; Aves; Galliformes; Phasianidae
Gene: TEKT1
Product: tektin 1
Exons: 12
Coding region: 1501-3363 (620 amino acids)
Biological process (GO): cilium assembly; cilium movement involved in cell motility
Cellular component (GO): nucleus; microtubule cytoskeleton
Source: RefSeq, a predicted model, not a curated record
CACUGUCUAUUUGAUUUUCACUUUUGAAAAAGUAUCUCCAUAGGUGACUUUCAAGUAACCAAAUCUAUUGACCCAUCCUGAAGGCACUGCAUCUGCUACAAAUAGAUAUUAUUACAGUAAGAUUAAAAUGGUAGCCCAAGCAAGUCCAAGGGAUCUAUCCCAAACCUGUCACUGGCAGAGGUUUCCGAUUUGUUGAGAGUCUACAGCAUCUCUGCUUCCAAAAAUCCUGGCUUCUAACAAGGACUUGUAGACAUAAAUGGUGAAUGCCAUUAAAUCAGUACUCAUAAGACAAAUAAUGAUAGAAGUGGAGGAAAUAUUCUAUGAACAUGGAAGAUUCUUGUUUUAUUGAGCAAAGCAGCAAGAAAGUUCUGAUUAGCCUACACGUUCUGGACUGAGGGAGGAAAUACAGGUAAAAUUCCAGUUCUACUUUAUCUGCAUUCUGGCUUUGAUGCUCUCCAAUGGAGCACUGUCAUGAGUGCUGACUGUAGUAGCAGUACCAAAUACACUGCUGGGAUCAUCACCUGAUCAAGCAUGGAUGGAAGUAGGCAAGAGAUUGGGACAGGGCCCUAGGAAAGAAUAUUCCAUGAACUUAAGCUUUUUAGGGAAAAAAAAAAAAAAAAAAAAAAAAAAACCCACAACAAAACAACAUUCACUUUUAGAGCUAUUCCUCACCUCUGGUUUGUUAGUGUUACCGCAGUGUUUGCCAAUGAUGAAACAUUAAUAAUGCUUUUAUGGAGGGAAAUCGAACACUCAAGCUAAAGGCUUAGCUGGUUUUUAAAAGUAUACUUAAGCUGCCAUUCCAACUGCUGAUUUUGUCUCAAUACACACUGUUAAAGAAGUUAUCACAGAACAAUCCAAUGGCCUGGUUUGAACCUUAUGAACAGGAACUGUCAGGCCCCAUUAUAUUCUACGUAAACCUAUAGAAGAUUAUGUCAUUUCAAAUUUGUUCAUGAUUCAAAAAAAGCUUAAAAAGGACAAAAAUCAGGCUGCAUCCUGUAAUUCCAUCAAAGAAAGUGCCUUCUUAUGUCCACGAACACGUUACAUAGAGACAGUGUCCUGGCCUGGUCUGGUGCCGCGGAGCCGGGGUGCACGGUUUCCGGGAAAUCCCGUGACCUCGCGCCCGUUCCACGCCCUUCCCGCUGCGAGAGAUUGGCAAGUACCGGGGAACGAGCGCGGCCGGUGCGCCACAGAGCCGCGCGGACCGCCAGAGGCCACCACAACCCUAACUGCGGCCGCAGCAGCGCACGCAUACAAGCCUGAAACCGCGACCGUUGGUAAGAAGCGCGUUGGGGGACGGGCCAGGCUGUGGAGACAAACCGAUUGGCCACGGCAAGUCAAGUGGCGCCUGUGAUUGGCUGGCGGAUGUUUCGAGUUGAUUUUACCGAUCGUUUGAUGAACAGCACGCUCAGGAAAUCUACUAUGACUUAAGCCCUGAAAACCACCUGAGGCUCCACAUUCCAAAAAUUCACCUGUGUUACAUGCAGAACCUUUCAAAAACCAAUGGCCAGAAUGCUACAAGCUCCACCCAAGUUGCAUUCUUCAGAAUGGCACGUUGCAAACAAGAUGCAGUGUGCCAGUACAGAGUCUCAGAAAUCCAGUUCAGAGCGCUUAGUAGCUGAGAGUCGAAGACUGGUGGAUGAAAUAGAAAAGACAACUCAGAAAACCCAAAGCAGUGUCAACAAGAAAAUAGAACAGAGACUGGAAGAAAUAAAGUUCUGGAAGCAAGAAUUAGAUAACAAACUUGAACAACUUGUUAAUGAGACAGAGGUACUGUUUACUUUCAAGAUCAGGCUGGAGAAAGCCUUGGAGAGCUGCAAAGAGCCACUUGUAAUUUCCCAGAAGUGUCUCCUGAACAGGCAGAGACGAGCUGGGACUGACUUGGUGCAUGAUGAAGUGGAACAGGAACUGGUCAAGGAAGCUGGAGUUCUGCAGGGGGUUAUUGCUUUGCUUGAACGUACAUUAGAACAAACGAAUGAGCAAAUCAGACUAAACCGUUCCACAAAAUACAACCUGGAAAUGGAUGUGAAAGACAAGUUCACAGCUUUGAUGAUUGACAAUUACUGUGCUAGCUUGACAAACAACACUCCUGAUGUCAGAUACACUGAUAAAACAGUGGAAAUAGAAGGAAAUUUUGUUAGCCCUGAAGACUGGUUAUAUUUCUCAAACAUAAAUGUUGAAAAGGCUGACAAGCAGAGAAACAAUUCAGUGGCGCUAAGGGUGCUGAUUGACAGCAUCCUCUCCCAGGCAGUGAAUGACAUGUGCAAGCAAUAUGAGAUGGUGAAUAUCGCAUUUAGAAAUAGAGUGGAGGAAGUCAGAGAUGCCAAGCACAAGCUGGAGACACUCCUUGCAGUGGUGAUGAAGGAGGCUGCCUCGCAGGAGAUGAACAUUGUAGCCUUAAAGAAAGCAAUUGCUGAUAAAGAAGGACCUGUUAAAGUGGCUCAAACCCGCUUGGAGGCAAGAAAUCAUCGCCCUGGAGUGGAAUUAUGUUAUGACACAGUGCAAUAUAGGUUGACCGGUGAAGUUCAAGAGAUUACAAACAACAUUCAAAGGUUAAAGGACACACUGGCACUGGCUGAAACAGAGCUGAAAGGUCUGAGACGUCGGCAGCUUUCCCUGGAGGAGGAGAUCCAGAUCAAGGCAGAUACAUUAUACAUUGAUGAAGUGCUCUGCAAGCCAAUGAGAGAGUUGAUGAAGAACAGGAACAAGAUGGCAUCUAUGCUUCAAAAUGUCAGGGCAACAAUGGACUGGCAGAGACACCUGCUUUUAGCUGACUUUGAGAAUGAGAGCCCUGUACCAGACAAAUACAGGAGAAAAACUUCUUUCAGUUCUCUUAAUACUAUCGGCAUGUCUCUAAGAAAGCGAAUACUGUUAAAGCAAGUAGAGCUGAAUUUCCAUGAGACACCACUUUGGGAAAACAUGGAAGCAAGAAAGAAAAGCCAAGUGCUCCAAAGUAUUACAAAAACAGCAAGAAAUGCUUUUGGAACAGUGUCACAGAAAAUACGGAAGACUUGCCAAAGGCCAAUACAUUCAACUAUGACCUUUCCAGCUGAAGACACCAGCAGCAGCUCCGCAACCAGUUUUUCCAAGAAAAGAAGAACAGUACAAACACCUUGCCUUAGUAUAAACAGUGUUACUUCAGCAGCUAGUUCUACAUGCACAUCAAGGUCCAGCAGAAGAUGCUUGCUUUGGCCAACAAGGUUGUCAGAACAUACAAAAUUGACGGGUUUCCCAUCUUGGCGUGGUGAAGAUGCUGUCCCACUCGAGAUCAAGGAGAGCAUCAACAGCACUGAAGAGCCUCUGUUCAUCACCUACUCCUGCCAGCAGAAGAAUGCACCAUGCAAUAUCAAACUACUGCUAUUCUAAUGGCAUGAAGUUUGCAGCCUGUGCAUCAAUCUUGGGAACUACCUCAGGCUGUCAGAAGGCAAGGAAAGAAACUCCGUUCAGCAACUGGUGCCUGGACAGAGAUGGCUAUAAAUACCGUUAGUUUAUGAAUAUAUAUAAAGGAAAACUUCAUUUGAGAUAUGAGACUAUACCUUAUACUCUGCAUAGAACUGUGUGCUUUAAAAAACAAUUACAUUUUAUAAUAUUUUUGGCAGAGCAGCCUAAAAUUACUCUUCCCUUGCUUUUGCUGUUCAAGUCAACUAGAGAAAUAAAUCUGAACCACAGUGUACUACCUAUCUUCUGCUGAGACAAUGGACUAUCUUCUAUGGGGCUUUCACAACUUUCAUAAAGCACUAAGUAGGAAUGGUCAAAGCAAGGGCAGAGAUCUACAAAUGAUGAUCAUAGGAAAGAGUAAUAUUCAGAUCCUCCUAUGUAUUAUGAAAGCACUGAUCUGUUAUUUUCAAAGCUUAACAAUUUAUCUUAUUUUUUUAAUACUAACAAAUCAAAAGCUAACUUUACAUGUUAAAAAAUGUUUUAAAGUUUAAAAUGUUAACUAUAAUGCUUAAAGAAACAAUGAUUGCUAUUUGAGUUUUGACCACAACUGCCAUUCCAAGUCAGCAGGUUUCUGUACUCAUUUCAAAGUCACAACAGUGGAGCCAUGUUAGGACUCCAACUCACAGCCCAAGGAUUGCUGUUAAGUAAGUGAGCCCAAGUAGUUCUACCCUAAAUCAUAGCAACUUAAUUUUUUGCUCCUAUUUUAAAUACCAUAAUGGCAGCAGAGUUAAACAUUGCUUUUGUAGAACACCAUUUGUCAUUUAGUUAUAUGCAGAAAUUGCUUAUCAGUUAAUAUACAUAAGUUGCUCUGAAAGUAAUGCCUUAUAUUUAUUUCCAUAAAUAUUCAGCAAGUGCUGAUGAAUGUCAGUAGGU